Lates calcarifer (barramundi perch) is the source of this 2055-nucleotide messenger RNA. RefSeq names its product snaclec stejaggregin-B subunit beta-1. The record is from RefSeq and is a predicted model, not a curated record. Bases 675 to 1325 code for a protein of 216 amino acids. Lineage: Eukaryota; Metazoa; Chordata; Actinopteri; Centropomidae. The transcript is spliced from 5 exons.
UUUACUUCUGCUUUUCAUGAAAAGAUCCUUUUCUGGAGAUGACAGGCAUCUGAAACCUCUAGAUUUUAAUAUACAAAUGCAGACCUACAGGUGGCUAAACAUGAGCACCAGCUUGUAUUUGUAUAGUGUGUAAUAUUUGAUUGAGAUCAGUCAACAUCAGCACAUCAAGGAGAAGCAUCAGAGUGAAGUGGAGGACAGAGGAAACGCCCAGAUAGCAAAGAUGAAGUGGAGUCUGUUUCUGCUCAGUCUGAUGGGUCAGUGUUUUCUCUCCACAUGUCGCCUCUAUGAGUACCACUAUAUCAGUGAGAAUAAGACCUGGAGUGAAGCUCAGUCGUACUGUAGAGAGAAGUAUACAGACCUGGCCACAGUGUAUGACAUGACAGACAUGAAGAGACUCCUCGACUCUACAGAGAAUCAAGGUGAAGCCUGGAUUGGUCUGUACAACCAAACAGAUUCCAACAGGACGUGGCACUGGUCUCUACCUGGGGUGGAGUACAAUGAGAGUGAGGCAAAAUGGUUAGAAGGACAGCCGAAUGAUCAUGAGGGAAAACUUGAGAACUGUGUGCAGAUGAACAACAAAAAAAUGGUCGGAUUUCCCUUGUACUACACAGGAAAAAUGUAUCUGCUACGAUGAAACAAAUCAAUCCAAUAAAUUCCACAUUAACGAGAUAUGAAUGACCUGGCUAAACGCUCAGAACUACUGUAGAGAACAUCACACAGACCUGGUCAGUGGAGUCCAUCAGUUAGAAGAUGAAGAAUUCAAGAAAGCCAUAGGGAGUAACAAUCAGGUGUGGAUCGGCCUGUUCAGAGACACCUGGAGGUGGUCCGAUGGGAGCAGCUUCUCUUUUAGACACUGGGAUCAUGAUUCUUUUGACAAACAGCAAAAUGAGAAAAAAUGUGCUCUGACCAAGUUGGAUGAAAAAGGCAGAUGGAAAUGUGAAAGUUGUAAUGAGACAAAACCUUUCUUCUGCUAUGAUGACAAAGUGAUCCUGAUCAAUCAAAGCAAGACCUGGGUGGAGGCCUUAUACUACUGCAGAGAGAACCACUAUGACCUGGUCUCCAUCACCAACCUCAACGAGCAGAGAUGGGUCCAAGAGAGAGCCAAGAAGGCCAACACUCCCUACGUCUGGUUGGGACUGCGCUACACCUGCGCACUAGAUUUCUGGUUCUGGGUCAGUGACGAGGCAGUCGGGUAUAAGAACUGGGUCUCAGAUGGAGUGAUGGAUGACUGUGACAUGUCUGAAGCCAUGGACACAGGAGGACAACACAAGUGGUUCAGAAAACCUGAUAAUGAGACAUUUAAUUUCAUCUGUUCUAAGUUUUAAGACACAAUCUACUCACUAAGAUUUAAUAUUCAUUUACUCACUUUGUGUUUGGUGGUGUGUUACUUUUGAAAAGGUUUAUACCAUAUAUGGUCUCUGGGUUUAUUGAUGAAUGGCAUUCUGGGAACUGUAGGAAUCACAGUCAGAGGAGGGAGACAUGAGACUUUUUAACUGCAGAUUUUAAAAGUUGCUGUUUAAGUCAGUUACAAAGUAGUGCAGGAUUACUAAAGACGUCUUCAACCAGAUAACAGGAUAAUUCAACCUGAAUUAACCAUGUCAACAUAUUUUAUGUUUGACUCUUCAUCAUCACCUGGUGCCAUAUCAUAGUGCUCAUAUUACAUAUUUUUCUAAUUUUGUGGAUUUUUCUUUUCUUUCUUUCUGUUUUAGGUUGUAUUUUGUGUCCUAUAUAAUUCUUUCUCUCACAUCAGUGAGGUCAUCUGCUUAUAAGAGAAAAUAGGAAUGAUACACCAGUCUAUACUAGUUUGAUUAUUCAUGUUUAAUUUUUUGAUGUUGAGAUUAAUAUCCAGUUAUAUUAUGUAAAAUCAUAUUUCUCUAGAAUUCUCGAUUAUUGAAUAAACUGUUAAACAAUGAUCUACUGUCAUUUUUCACAGGCAGAUUUAAAGCAUCUAAUUAAAAACAAAUCAAGCAAUUAAGUCAAAUAAAUAUCAUACAUACAGUGUAUACAUAAUGUAGUGAUAUGUAUUUCCUUUUUAUUCAUUUCAAAUGCAUGCAU